AUGCCUUCAAAGCCACCCACACCAAAGAAAUCUCCGAAUCUUGUAAAUCAAUUCUCUGUUCUACCUCUUGAUGAUCUCUCUCCAAGACAAUCUCCAAAUCUUUCUUCAUCAUCGGAAGACAGUCUAGUUUCGAUAAAUCCAAAGGAUUCACUAGAAAAACAAUUGAUUUCAUUUCAACUAGUUUUGAAAUUACCAAAAAAUCUCUUACAGGAACAAUGGAACUUUAUGAGUGAUUCGUUUAAGAAAGUAUUAACACAACAAUUAUCACACAUUGGGCAAGUGAAAAAAGAAAAUUUGGAGUAUUAUCAUGGUUUGUUGAGGAUGAUCAAAUAUUUGGCAAUGGGAGAAAAAGUAGCUGCUAAAUUGGGAAAUGACACUGAUGUGAUACCUUUAAUAUUGUAUUUGGCUUUUGAUGCUAAUACAGUGAAUGAUAAAUUUAUAGAUGAGGAAAUUGUGAGAUUAGCAUGUACUGCCAUUGAUGCAUUGACUGAAAAUGUGGAUGGAAAUAGAAUCAUUGUUAGGGAGAGUCGAGGGUUAAAGAACUUUUUAGACUUGGUUCGAGUCAGUACACCCAACAAUAACAUUUGCUAUCAUGUGAGCAAUGAAUGUAAACGAAAUGCACUUUUGGUUUUGGAGAAAUUCUGUUUAAAUGACUCUAACAAAUCGCUUUUUCCUAUCAUUAAUGGAACUCAAAUUGUGAUUGAGCAAAUGAAUCAUGCCUUCAACACCAUCAUGAGUACCUCCAAAAAACAAAUCGACAACACCUUGUAUGGUGUUAUUGAGGCCUGUAUUCGUGUGUUGAAUGCUCUGAGUUUGAAUCAUGCCAAGAAUGAAGAAGACAUUGCCAUGAAAGUUCCAAUUGCUCCAAUUAUUUUGACCAUUUUGAAUUCUCUUAAUGUUUCCUUGAAAUCAAAAGAAGAAAAAGGUCCAAUGGCAUACUCUGAUGGAUAUCAAACGUUACGAGUUCAAGAUACAGACUUUACAGAAUUGUUGUCACAAAUUCUUUCGUUAUUAUUAAUUGUUUCUAAAAGAGAGCAACGAAAGAACGAAUUGCUUAAUGUCAAUGCAUCACUGAAAGAGGAAAAUCAUUUUAUUGAGUUUUUGCUGUCACUGGUAUGCUAUCUUUUUUCAUCAGCAUCUAGUGGAACCAAUCAUACCAGACGCUCUUUCAGCAAUGCUUUGUAUAUACUCGCAAAUUUAAGUUCAUUGGAAAAAGUUAGAAAAGAGCUCAUUGCACAAAAAGAUGGAAAAAGUCACAGCACAAAAUAUUUCAAUUAUUAUUUGGAUAAAAAGUCGUUGAAUGGAGCUCAGGUCAUUCUCAGACAAUUUUCUCAUUUUGGAACUUUAAAAACUACUCAACCUAUUGAAGAAUCUGAAGAGAGAAGUUUUGCCGAGAAUGUUCUCAAUUUACUCACCAAGAUGGGAGAAUUCAACUUUAAGGAUCUUUUCAUGUUUGUUGGAAUGAAAGUCACUGAAGUACUCACGCAUCUCUCUACCAUUAUUUCACACACCAAUGAUGUUUUGAUCCUUCAACAUACUCUCAAUCUCAUUCGAAUGUACAUGUCAAAAGAAGUAAGAUACGUGGUGGGUGAAAAAAUUACAGAAGACCACUCAAAAUUAGCGUCUGGAUGUAUUGUAUCCAUUCUUGGAAAACAGUACACGAACACCAGUAGUGUGUCCUUUACAUCCACUCUUUAUUUGAACUCCUCUUAUCAUUCGGAUGUUGAAGUUGCGAAACUGCAAUUCCUGUGCCUUACUACUUUCAAUUCUUUGGAUAUGCAAGAUCCUUCUAUUUGGAAAUUAUUGAUUGAAAAAGCUCAAAAAACAAUUCCUGUUCAUCGACUUUGCGAUUGGAUUCUUCAAACAGAUGUCACUGAAGAAACUCAAAGAAUUUUGUUGGCCAUUCUCGAAGUUUUGAAUCAAAUGGUUCAGUGCGAACAAGUUGAUGUAAGAGAAAUUUCCAUGUUGGGCAUCACUUCAAAACUCAUCAAAAUGUUGGAACAUGAAACCUUUCAAGAUAUUGUUAUAUACCUUAUUUACAAUUUGUGUUUUGACUCGUUCUUUAAACAAAUGUUUGUCAAUGGUGGUGGUGUCAAACACUUAUUCAAGCUCAUCAAAACAAAAGACGAUUUAUUCUUAAAUGAUAUAUUGAAAAUUUUCACAACACUAUCGAGAAAGGACCGAUUCACAAAACAUGUUAUUGCAGAAUCUGGAUGUUUAGAUUAUAUUGUGAGUCGACUUCUCAACGACAAGAACCUCUCAGCCAAAAAUGUCAAGAAUGGCAUUGCUUUAAUUCAAAGCUUGGCUGAAGUUCCUCAAUUAGCCACAUUUAUUGCAUCGUUUGAUUUGAUACCAGUCCUAGUGAAUAUUUUAACAACAUCAGAUUCUUGUGCAAUUUUAGAACAAGCUACAAAGAUCAUAUUGGCAAUCGUGACAGUUCCGACCUAUGAGCAAGGUCGAAAACGAGUAGUGGAGCUGAGUAAGGAACUCAUCAAUUUGCUGCACUGUGAACUUUCAGAAGUUCAAGAAAAUUGUAUUAAUAUUUUCUCAAAUGUAUCUUUAGCACAUCCUCACUAUCAAACCGUGUUGAGAAAUAAUGGUCUAGUGACUGAGCUGCAAUCACUGGUAGAGGGAGAUGAUCAAUAUCUCAGCCUAGUCGCCCAACUCGCUCUCAACACUUUUUCAGUUGAAAAACAAACAUCUCAAAACAACAAGGACGAAAACAUCAAGAAUCAAUUAUUAUCCGUUUCAAAAUCAGAAAGUGACUUUAAAGCUAAAAAAGAUUACAUUGAGAAACAAUAUGUGAAAAAAUAUGAAAAUGAAAUCAAGACAGAAUCUAUCAUGUGGAAUAGUUUGACACACAUGAGCAAAGAUGCCUAUGAAAAAUUGACCAUUGAAAUGGAUUGGAAUUUCUUUGAUAGUUUGAAAUCGGACGCAGAAAAGCGAAGAGCGUUCCACUUGCUCAAAGACAAUUCUUGGAGAAAUUUGAGAGAAUCCAUUUCACUUUUCUGCAAUCAAUCACCUAUUCACAACAGAACCUUCCUAACUUGUAUCAAUGUCGUGGUAGUGGCAUUUGACACCUCGUCUUAUCUUGCUUUUAAAGCUGCAUUAGGAAAAUUUGAUGCUGAUUUUUCAGAAAUUCCCAUGUCUGCACGUAACAAUCGAAAAACAUGUGCAACCAUGAAAAAUAUGAACAAGAUUGAAAAUAUUAUUGAACUCUAUCAGAAAAAGUAUCACAAUCUCGGAGUAUUACUCUACAAUAUUGGUUAUGAUGACAUGAAUACUAUGAGCCAGGAAGAUUUUGUGAAUAGUCUCAAUCGCUUACUCGAAGACAGCAUUAAGAAAGUGCGAGAAGUGACACCCAAGCCCCUAUUACUCUCCAUGGAAAACGACAGUUCUAAAAUUCGAUCUUUGGAUUUGAAACGAUCUCUAGUACGAACGAAUAUUUCAACACUCUUCCCAUCCACAGCACCAUUCAACACAAAUUCUUCAACAACAACAACCAAAACAACAACAUUGGCAUCCAUCAGUAAUACUAGUACUGUAGCUACUAACACUUCUCAUAGCAGUGAUGCAUCAUUGAAUGAUCUUGGAUUGUAUCCAGUGACAUUUAGUAAGGAAGAAUUGCAACUCUCUAAGAAUCCAAUGCUUUCACUCAAAGAAAAUGCUCUUCAGGCAUAUAAGGGACAAAUCUACUUGCAAGGAGUUAUUUCACUCUUGAAAACAAAAUAUUUCACACAAUAUACCCAUGAAGAUGAGGAAGCAUUUGAGACAUGUUUUGAAAAAGUGAAAACCAUUCAAGAGAGUCUCAUUAAAGGAUGGAAGGUGAUCAAGUACAAUAAGAGAGGACUCAAACAAGAACGUUUCAUUCUCCUCACAGAUAAGAAUUAUUAUACCGCGAAGUUUGACUACUCCAAGAAACAAGUAGAUGUCAAACAUACCAAAGCGCAUCAUCUCUCGAGUCUUCAUCUCAUUGACAUUGGAUGCUUUGACAAAUCCACUGCACCAUGUCUCGCCAUUUACACCUCAGAGGCCUCCACCACCACCAGUAAGAAGAAAUCCUCUUCCAACUCGAAACUCACCAAAAAGAGUUCCCUCCUCAAAUCAGGUUCUGAGGUGCAUUUCGAUGAAGUGCAUACAGCAGUGAACAGUGAUUCUCAUGCCAUGAUGAUGCCAAGACCCUCGACAGCCGAUUGUUAUUGCAACAUCUUUUGUGGUCUGGAUGGAACGAGUUCCUCAUUCUCCACCACGACACCUGCUGGCUCUGCAACGAGUAUGUCUUCUUCAUCGGAUCUGGACAAUGCGAGUGGUCCAACAACUGCAACUACCACCAAUAGCCCAACUGCUCCUUCCAACGAUGAAACCAACAAGUUUAUCUUGGAAGAAAUUGCAUGGUCUAUCUAUGCGGCUGCAUGUUGUCUCAAAGCUCAGAAACUUCCACAACCCUAUUUCGGGUUGAAAAUUGAAAAACCAAAGCAAGGACUUACCAGCUUUAUUUAUAACAAGUUGAAGAUUGGUAAUUUGAAAUAA
Messenger RNA from Naegleria fowleri, 4530 nucleotides. RefSeq lists its product as uncharacterized. NCBI's taxonomy places the organism in Eukaryota, Heterolobosea, Eutetramitea, Acrasida, Naegleriidae. The record is from RefSeq and is a predicted model, not a curated record. The transcript has 6 exons. The coding region runs from base 1 to 4530 and encodes 1509 amino acids.